AACCUGAUUACGAAUCUGUUCGCCUUUUGUUCGAGGUUUCGAGUCGAGUUUGCGACAGCAGAAAGGCAAUAGCUCAUCCAGCGAUCAAAUGUGGCGCAAGACCCAUUUCAAUAUACAUACCCAAACAUUGUGAAUUCAUGCCAGAGAAUCGUUCUUUAUAGCUAAAAGGUGACCGGAACAAGUCGUAUAAACGUUAAUCUGCAAGUGUGUCAAAAGAUUCUCUUUGUGUCUGUGUGCGUGUGUGUGUGUGUGUGUAGAAUUUUCGGCUCAAUUCGGUUGUCUCUGUGCGCUGUGCGCUGAACUUGUCGCUGUCGCGUAUUAAAAAACUCAUAAAUUGCACAAGAAGACGAGAAGGCAUAUCAAUAGAUCGUCAUAUACUAUACAACUGCUGCGCUUCAAUAUAUGGCGAAAGGCAGCUGCCUCUGCUGCGCAUUUGUCUACAACUUCGUCGCAGCGACAGUCGACAGUGAAUCUAUGGAAAUACAGAUGAUAAUUGUGCCAGCCGCACUACAGAGCUGAAUUCGCCAGGAGCUAAGCAGGCAGAGCAAGAAGAGCACUCGAAAUAUAUCUCAAAUAUUAUUCCGCAAAUCGACUCAGCUUCAGCUUCAGCAUUGGCAAAAUGAACGCCCCGACAAGGAGCAGACAAAUCUCGCUGCUGCUGCUGCUGCUGGCCGUGUGCCUCGAGUGGCAGUUGGCUGUGGCGCGCACACGUGAUUUGUGCCAGGUGAAGCCCACGACGAGCGGCCUGUGCGUGCCCACCACGGUGGGCAUCUACUACGAUGUGGAGACGCAGCGCUGCCACUUCAUGGGCUGCAGCAAUAAGCGACUCUUCGGCUCGCUGGAGGACUGCGAGAAGAUCUGCAAUAAUGCGCGGCACGUCAAGCUGCGCAAUAACUCGGCCAACAAAAGCAAUCAAACCACAAAUUGAAUAUAAGCACUAGCAAUAGCA
Drosophila arizonae is the source of this 949-nucleotide messenger RNA. RefSeq lists its product as uncharacterized. The record is from RefSeq and is a predicted model, not a curated record. Gene Ontology annotation, molecular function: serine-type endopeptidase inhibitor activity. Lineage: Eukaryota; Metazoa; Arthropoda; Insecta; Diptera; Drosophilidae.